Messenger RNA from Aspergillus tanneri, 714 nucleotides. RefSeq lists its product as uncharacterized. The coding region runs from base 1 to 714 and encodes 237 amino acids. The transcript has 2 exons. The record is from RefSeq and is a predicted model, not a curated record. NCBI's taxonomy places the organism in Eukaryota, Fungi, Ascomycota, Eurotiomycetes, Eurotiales, Aspergillaceae.
AUGAAUCAUCCCCUGCCCCCCAAACCUCCCGUUUCCAAGUAUUUUUUCCAUGCGUACAUUCCGCGCGUUCCUUGUGUCCGUGAUCUUGGAACCCUAGCGGGGAACUCCACGACUCGACGGAUUGACCGUGGUGAAUGUCUUCCCGUGAACAGCGGACCCAAAUUUUCUUCAGGCCAUCAACCGUCCCCAAUUGAGACGAACUGCACCCCUCUCGCCGCAGAGAUCCUGCCAUCCGGCGAAGCCGCCUCUGAAGUUCCAGAAGCAGGUCCAUCUUCCUCUAAAGACCCCACCGGUGCCAAUCAUGAUGACGGUCACGUGAUCCUGAUACCGGAUGAAGGCGAGAGAUGCGUGCCGGACGUAACGCGAUUGGAGAACUGUACUGUUUCAUAUCAGUCGGCUGAGCAACAGCUUCCGCGACCUGGCAUUCAGCAUUCUACCGAGAGCACCCGACUAGAUCCUGCUGGUCGAAAGAGGCUGACCAGCGCCGCUUUAGAAACCGAGAUUGAAACAAGCGGCCCCCAAACAAGGGCCAAGGUGAGAGCUAAAGCAAGAGCCGAAGCAUCCCAUUGCUUUCCUGUGUCUCGCAGGAUUCAGCCUUAUUCCACGGCCGAAGAUGACCUCUUCCGGAAGUUAGUGGUUAGGGGGCUCCCGUGGGAGCAGGUCCAGAUGGAAUUCAGUCAAGUCUUUACCGGAAGGAAUGUGAGGUCUCUGUAG